AUUAUGGAACAAUUGGAAUUAUACCGUUAAAAGAUCUAAACUUUAAAUAUAUACCAUGGACCCCACAUAUCAUUGACUCAUAUGGACCCAUAUGUAAGUGAGAUAGUAAUGGUAUGGAUCCAAAGUGGUGAUCUUUUAAUGGUAUGGAUCCAAAUUUCCCUAUUAUUAUUAGCUGCCCUGGCGGGCGGCAGAGCUCGGCGCGACACGGGAUCGCGUCUGCCGGCCAACCACUGCGGGCCGCAGAGCAUGGCCGGGCGCGACCGCCGCGGGGCCUUCCUGGCCUCGUCGUCGUCGUCGGGGUCAGGGUCGGGGAGGCGGGCGCCGGAGCACGAGUGGUGGCCGCGCAGCCCAGCGUGGUCGCGCCCGCUGUCCGACAGCGGCGGAGCCCGCGGACGCAAGAGCGGCUCCUCCACGUCCUCCUCCUCCUUCAGGUCCCUGUUCCGCUCCAUCGGAGUGUGGUUCAGCUCGCUCUCUACCGCGUCGCCGUCGCCCGCGUCCUCGUCCAUGAAGCAGAAGAGCAGGGACGCCGGGGCCAAGAAGCCGCCUUUGCCGGGGUACGCCGGGACGAAGACGUCCGCGCGCGGGCUGUACAGCGGCGGCGGCGGCGGCAGGCAGCACCGGCCUUCGUUCCAGAACUCCGUCUUCUCCAUUGAGGAGAUCCUUAGCGCCACCAACAACUUCUCGCCGGCGCUCAAGAUCGGGCAGGGUGGCUUCGGCGCGGUCUACAAGGGCGUCCUCCCCGAUGGCACCGUCGUCGCCGUCAAGCGAGCCAAGCUGCGGAUGCAGAACCCUCACGUGGACGUGGAGUUCCGGAGCGAAAUCAAGAUCAUGGCGCGCAUCGAGCACCAGAGCCUUGUUCGCUUCUACGGCUACAUGGAGUGCGGCGAGGAGCGCAUCGUCGUCGUCGAGUACGUCCCUAACGGCACCCUCCGGGAGCACCUCGACAGGUGCAACGGGCGGUUCCUGGACUUCGGCACGCGGCUCGACAUCGCCAUCGACGUCGCGCACGCCGUCACGUACCUGCACAUGUACUCCGACCACCCCAUCAUCCACCGCGACAUCAAGUCCUCCAACAUCCUCCUCACCGACUCGAUGCGGGCCAAGGUGGCCGACUUCGGCUUCGCGCGCCUCGGCGCCGGCCUGGGCGCCGGCGGGGAGGCCACGCACGUCACCACCCAGGUGAAGGGCACGGCGGGGUACCUGGACCCGGAGUACCUCAAGACGUGCCAGCUCACGGACCGCAGCGACGUCUACUCCUUUGGCGUGCUCCUCGUGGAGCUCGCCUCGGCGCGCCGCCCAAUCGAGACCAAGCGCGAGAUGAAGGAGCGCCUCACCGCGCGCUGGGCCAUGGGCAGGUUCAUCGGUGGCGCCUCGGCCGACGUGCUGGACCCGCACCUCGCCCGCACGCCCGCCGCCGACCGCGCGCUGGAGGCGGUGCUGGAGCUCGCGUUCCGGUGCAUGGGACCCGUCAGGCAGGACAGGCCCGCCAUGAGCGACUGCUGCAGGGCGCUCUGGGCCAUCAGGAAGACGUACCGGGACAUGCUCGCCGCCGAUGCCACGCCGCAGUUCUCCGAUCGGCGGGCCACCACCAGCAGCAGCAGCGCCGACAGCAGCGGCGACCUCUGGAGGAUCUGAUCGUUCCAAGGUCAUGAAUCCUGCUAGCUAAGCUGCUAGCUGAUUUUGUUUGACUGAAACACUUAAGUUUGCUGUAAAUAUAUAUACACUGUAAUUUAUUUUUUUGGCCACAUUUUACAUUUUUUGGUUAUUAUAUGUCCAUCUGAUGCUAAACGUUGGAUUCCAUAUGAUUGCUGCUGCUGUUAGUAGUCUUGUUUAGAAAAGUUUUUUUGGAUUCUGUUUUAGCUAGCAGCUCGGUCAUCCAAUACACCCAUCUGAAAGGGUCCACCUUCA
This is a messenger RNA of Zea mays, 1908 nucleotides long. RefSeq names its product calmodulin-binding receptor-like cytoplasmic kinase 2. Gene Ontology annotation, biological process: protein phosphorylation. The coding region runs from base 82 to 1635 and encodes 517 amino acids. The record is from RefSeq and is a predicted model, not a curated record. Gene Ontology annotation, molecular function: protein kinase activity; ATP binding. The transcript is spliced from 4 exons. NCBI's taxonomy places the organism in Eukaryota, Viridiplantae, Streptophyta, Magnoliopsida, Poales, Poaceae.